This is a messenger RNA of Fusarium vanettenii 77-13-4, 519 nucleotides long. RefSeq lists its product as uncharacterized. NCBI's taxonomy places the organism in Eukaryota, Fungi, Ascomycota, Sordariomycetes, Hypocreales, Nectriaceae. The record is from RefSeq and is a predicted model, not a curated record. Bases 1 to 519 code for a protein of 172 amino acids. The transcript has a single exon.
AUGGGCGAGGUUUCAGGGGAGACACAUGGCUGGACGGAGAACAAGUUCAAGGACGUGCGGGCGAGAGGCAACAAGUGGUUGGCGCUUUGCAAGUUCAGCGAUACCCGGAGUGGCUUAUCAGUGUCGCCUGGCCUUCUCUGCUUUUUUUUAAUGGGCGACAAUCCGUUCGGCAUCCAUCGCGACGAUUACCUGUCUAUACAGGAUGAAACCCAGCAGAGGGUCUUUGUCGACCUUCUAGAGCUAAACAACUACACAACUGCCCUCUUUGCUGCUGGAAAUGCUUACGUCGGGACAUUUGAUGGCUCUACCAGUGUUAGGUUCCGGUUUGAGCAGGAACGUAGGGAAAUCGAUUGGCAGAAUCAGGACCAAGAUGAGAUUAUUAGCCUUCUGUCGGUGCUUGAUGAGGAGGACCAGGAGGUAAUGCACGGGGAGGUCAUCGGCGAGGAGGAAGAUGAUGAGGAAGAAGAUGACGAGGAAGAAGACGAGGAGGAGGAAGACGAUCGGAAGGGGGGCGAGUAG